CACAGCAACAUACGCUUGUAAUUAUAGAUAGAAGUUUAGUCGGCGGCCAGAACUCGACGGCAACGACGGUGCUUGCACAGAGUCUCAAGCGAAAAACAUCUCGGUUUCUUAUAUUAAAUUUAGUAAACCCGCCUUGGCUCAAUCGGUUGCACCGAAUUCGAAACUACAAAAGCUUACGUUGUGCGUGUAAAAAAGUUGUUUUAAAAAUAUCAAGAUCAAUUGCAUUGUCUCGUCCACUCGUUCGGCUCCUGGCGAAACGAAUGGCCGUCUUCGCAUCCGCGUCAACAAAUUACGAACGAUAGGCGUCGGCGCGCACAAUGUCCCGUAAAACCAGCGGCGCCAAAGCCCUCAAAGUUGCACCAACACAACAUGACGAGAAUGCCGGCGAAAUGCUGGUGGCCUGGCAGGCCUAUAAAGCCAUGACACCCGAAGAAUUAACAUUGAAUGAAGGUGAUUUAGUGGAGUUACUUGAUACAGAAGAUCCAACAGUUCCAGGCGCAAAGAGACGUAAAAUUGACCCUUCGUUAGAUGUUGGGGGAGAAGGACUUUUAGACAGCUCUGCUGCCAAACAUAAACUUUCAGUCAAACCCAAAAAGUCUAAAAGCAGUUCGAGGUAUUCCCCAAGCAGGAAUCCUUUGAAUGCAAGAUGGUUAGUAAAAAUGGUACAUGGCGACAAGAAACAAGGUUGGGUACCAUGCCAAGUGUUACAAACUGCUGAUGAACCUCAGCCUGGAACAGGUCUACCUGGAGAUGCAGCAUUCCGAAGACAAGCUGUUGUUAAGGAACUAGUGGAAACGGAACAAGAAUUCGUGCGUGACUUAGACUUUGUCGUCCAGAAAUACUUGAUAGGAUCCGAUAAAGAAGCACGUAAACCAAAGAUAAUCAAAGACAACUUUGAAUUGAUAUUCGGCAACCUCAAAGAAAUCGCGGAAUUUCAUCGCACUGUUCUGAUGGAAGGCGUCAAGUAUUACGCCAACGAGCCACAGCUUCUCGGCAAGGCCUUCCUGCGUCUCGAACGUGACUUUGACAAACACGUCAACUAUUGCAAGGAGGAACCAUUGGCGCAAGCAUUCCUCGAUUCCUGCGUGAUCGCGCGCGAUUAUUUCGAGGAACUAUCCACCCGUUUAGCCGACGAUAAAUCCAUUUCCGAGCACUUAAAGUUACCAAUACAAAGGAUAAACGACUACCAAUUACUGUUAAAGGAAUUGGUAAGGUACAGUGCUUGUCUUGGCGAAGACAACACUGAUUUACAAAAAGCCCUUGAGUUGAUGCUAAGCGUCCCACAUCGUGCACAAGACGAUAAAUUCACCAAUAGCAUAGAAGGAUACCGUGGCAGUAUCCACAAGUUGGGACGCCUGUUGGCCCACGAUUGGUUCUCAGUUUGUUUCGGAGAUAUCACCAAAGAGCGCUACCUGUUUUUGUUCAAAGCGCGUAUUUUAAUAUCAAAAGUUAGGCGGAUAUCCGACGAUCGAUCCGUGUUUCAACUCAAAGAUAUCAUCAAACUACCGCAAGUGGAAGUCAAGGACUAUCCAGACGAUCCUUUUACGUUUGAUCUGAUCGAUAAAACUGCUGGAAACGCUUUGAAACUCACUGGACAUAGAGAAAACGUGAAGCCUUUUUGGUUGGAAGAGAUCAGAGAGUUUGCUAGUGAAGCAGAAGAGGGUGUAGAAGAUAUUCAGAUUAUAUCACAACCACCAUCACCUCCCGAACCUAUCAAAUCACCAUAUCAAUUACCCAAAACAAUCGAAAAACCUAUUGAAACUAAAGAAGUACAGCAAAAAGUGGUAGUUGAGGCUAAAAAAGAAGAAGUACAACAAAAAGUGGUAGUUGAGGCUAAAAAACAAGAAGUUCAACAAGUAUCAAAACAAGAAGUAAAAUCUACGACUGUUACAAGCGCCAAACAAGUGACAAAUCAACAAGAAGUAAAGGUAACUCAAGUUUCUGAAGAAGUUAAGGUUGCUCAAAAAGAAGUGAGUACAGCCCAAUCAAAAGUCACUUUUGCUCAACAAGAAGUUAUCAAGGAACUUAAAACAGUACAGGCUAAAGAGGAAACUAAAGUUGCCGAAUUAUCUAAGACAGAAAGUCGUACACCAGCUUUCACACCACCUGCAGCUGCAGAAAAACCUCUUGUAACACCAAUACCAAGUGAAGCAAAAGAGAAUCCAAAUCCAAUCAAAAAGAGUGACACUAGCGAGUCAGUCGGUAAAACAUCUUCUGAACUAAUCAAAUUUAGAGGUCAUAAACUAGACAAUCCUAAAUUAAAAGGCAGCCAUAUUGCUGUACCUGGAAUAGAACAUACCGCAUCAAGCAGUUUCCUCGCUAGGGAUGGUUCAAGAAGUAGCAUCCCUGAUUACGGUGACAGUUUUAGAGUAAACGUUGAAGUUGACCUUGAAGUUGAAAAAGACCCCAAGAAACACAUCACUGACUACGGUAUUAACGAGAGUAGCAACGGGGAGAUGUCCUCGUAUAGCCGACGCACCACAAGUAGCCACUCCAGCGAGGGUUCUUCCACUAGGAAAUAUGAGUCCAGGUAUUCUUCAAGAUCUUUGGAUUCCGAGGGAGUUGGUGAAUCCAUGAGCGGUUUAAGCAGUUAUCGUAGGAGUUCUUCGAGGACCGAGGAUGAUGACCUUGGUAGUAGCUACAGCAGCAGACGUAGUAUCCGCGAAAAACGUUCCGUUCGCACUUCUGUUAUUGACGAUGAAGACGUCUCGAAAGCUCGUAGAGAAAGAUUGCUUCGCAUGUCAAUUGAUGAAGAAGAUCCUGAUGUGUACAUUAGUAAAAUCAAAUCCAGGGGUAUCGAAAGUUCCUCAACUGAAGAAGCUUCAAGCUACAGAAGAUCUCUUUCAACAAAAACAUCUGUUGAUGAUGAUGACGACGCUUAUUUAGCUAAAAUUCGUGCAAGGAGCGAAAGUGGUUAUAAAAGAUCCAACAGUAGAGAAACCACUAAGACCAGCUAUGCCAGGGAACUCAGCGAAGACAUGGAUCCAGAAGCUUACAUUUCUAAGAUCAAAUCUAAAACUGACGAGGUAUCCUACAAACGAACGACUUCUACUGAUAGUACUGGAUAUUCAAGAUCUACAAGCGUUGCGGGUCAAGAGGAGGAGGACAGGUUGGCUAGAUUCGAAAAAUAUUCGAAACGAAAACAAUCGAGCGAACAAACUGACAGUGAUUCGUUCCAAACAGUCACUCAGAAAACGAAAUUCGACGGUAAGACCUUUGAGGAAGUAGUCAAGAGCAAGAGCAGGGACGAUUUAGGAAUGGCGCCCCCUGACGAAUCUCCCAAGUUUACCAAGACCAUUGGUGGUGUUCAUGUUCGACUUACGGAGGAAGAACAAUUAGAACUCCAGAAACCAGCGUUCAUAAUCAAAUUCAAAGAUACCGAAUUAUUGGAGGACACCUACAUGCGUUUCAUGUGCAAAGUUAAAGGAGACCCGCACCCGAAAUUAACUUUUUACAAGGACGGCAAGGAAAUUAAAGAAUCCGAACGCAUUAGUGUCAAUCGUGACCAUUCUGAUACUGACUUCUACGAGCUGGUAAUCCCAGAUGUUAAACCUGAUGAUGCUGGUGUUUAUAAAUGUGUGGCGAAGAACGAACAUGGAGAAGAUUCAACUGAAGCAAGCGUUACUGUCACUGAAUCGAAGCAUUUGUUUGACGAAUUUGCUGAUUCUGAAGGUUUACUACCAAAGGGCGAGAAACCAACUUUCAUCUGGAAGAAAGAUGGUGCUUCUAUUGAUGUUGACGAACGUUUUAAGGUUCUAAUGGGUGAUGAUGAAGAUUCACUUGCUUUGAUCUUCCAACAUGUGAAGCCUGAAGAUGCUGGGUUGUACACUUGUGUUGCCCAGACCACCACAGGUCAUAUCAGUUGCAGUGCUGAAUUGACAGUUCAGGGAACUGUGCAUGAGUUGUAUAGAGAGCCUGAGAAACCUCAACUUAUUAUUGAAAAACGUGAUCCUAUUACUGCUGUAGGAGGAUCUUGCAUGAUGGAGUUGCAGGUGAAAGGUUUCCCGAAACCUAAAGUCACCUGGACUCAUGAGGGUCAACCUGUUGAAGCAGGUAGUAAGUACAAGUUCCUAUACGAAGAUGAAGAAAGUAUGACUGUGGUCAUCAAGAACGUUGAGGGUUCAGAUGCUGGCAAGUACGAGAUUACAGCUGAGAAUGAACUGGGUCAAGACAUCAGAGAGAUGCAUUUGACCGUAAAAGCCCCGCCUACUCUGUCCAAGAUGCAGGACACUACUGCAUCCACUGAUCAAGAAUUGAAGAUGAGCGUUGAUGUCACAGGUAUACCUGAACCAACCGUACAGUUCUAUAAGAACGGCAAAGUUAUUAAAAACUCCGAGCAAAUGACCGUUAUCAAAGAAAGUAACAAACAUUCAGUGGUCAUCAAGAAGACUACUUUGAGCGACUCUGGAUCAUACUCUGUUGUGGCUAAUAAUGAAAUGGCCCAAGUUACACAACUGUGGAAUCUUGAUAUUUACACCAAGCCAAAGAUUUUGAAGAAACUUGGUGAGAGUAAAGAAGUUCAUCAAAACAUUAAUUGCGAGUUGAGUAUCAAAUUGGAAUCUGAACCAGCAGCGGAAGUUACAUGGUUUAAAGAUGGCGUGGAAAUCACUGCCGAUAGUCAUUACACAACCGAAAGCGAUGGGGGCACUUACACACUGCGAAUUAGCGGCACUGUUGUUACAGAUUCAGCCAACUACAAAUGCAAGGCUAAAAAUAUUCACGGAUCUAUCGAGGAUGAAGUGCGUGUUGACGUCAAACGUAAACCCACGAUCACUGUCGGUUUAGAGGAUAAGACAGUGACUGAACAUGACAAGAAUGUCACGCUUGAUGUUAAAGUUGAUUCUUUCCCCAAACCACAAGUAAAAUGGUUCUUGGACGAAGUAGAAAUUUUAGAAACACGUAAUGAAUUUGCUCAGAGUCAAAGUAAUGAUGGACUUAAACUGGUUAUCAAAGAGGUGACCAGUGAGUUGCAGGGAAAAUAUACUUGCAAAGUUAUUAAUGAACUUGGCGAUGUCAGCACUUCCGCCAAACUGACGGUCAACUGCAAACCACGUAUUCGUAAACAACUCAAGGACACAACUGUUGAAGAAGGCGCUGCCCUUCAUCUAGAAGUUGAAGUAGAAUCAGUUCCUGAUGCGACUGUAAAAUGGUUGAAGAAUGGUCGUGAAGUAAAUGCCGAUGCAAGAAUUAAAAUUACCCGGGAUCAACAAAGGCUGGAAAGUUACAAUUUAACUGUAAAUCUGAUCAAGUACGAAGAACAAGGAGAAUAUGAAGUUCAAGUUACCAAUUCCUUGGGCACGGUUUCCAGCAAGAGCAAUGUUACAGUACACAAAGUGACCCACACCGAUGCCGAGGAAGUGGAUCAAGAACCCGUAAAAUUAACAAUGACCGUAAUUGAGUGUGAUCAGGAACAGGAAGCUAUCCUGCACUCUAGCGAUGAAUCUCAAGGUGAAACGGAUAUUGAACCUCCAUCACCUAUUAUAGUUGAGAAAGUAGAUAUUGACGUCGAAUCGAAUUAUACAGUACAGUCACCUGUUGAUGAGCCCCAGCAAGGUUUAUUUGAAGAUGCAAUGCCACAAAUUGUUGAACAUGACAUGAAGGAUCGCAAACAAUUUGAAUCCCUGACAACAAAGUUCAGUGUAAAAACAUCUGGUAAUCCACCACCUACUGCAACCUGGUCACUCAACGGUGAAGUAUUGAAAAUAGGCGGUAAUGCAAGAUACAAAAUCUCUGAUGAUGGUAACGAGCACAAGUUGGAGAUGACUAAACUGAAACCUGUCGACGCUGGCGCAAUCGAAGUGACGAUUGCCAACUGCGUGGGUGAUGUUAAGCAGAGUGGCAAACUCGAAAUUAUCCCCGAGGCUGAAUUGAGGAGACCUAAAAUUCGCGAUGGCCAAGGUCUUGUUGAUACAACCGUCAUCAAGAAGAAAUCUGCCACACUCAAAGCUAUUGUUGUUGGUGAUCCCAUUCCGGAAGUCACAUGGAUGUUCCAGGGACAGAAAUUAUCUCAGGAAUUGAUCGAUGAACAUAAAAUGGUCUUGGAAACUCAUCAUACUGACAUUCAAGAUGGUCUUAAGGAGUGUUCAUUCUCGCUUACAAUCCCACGUUCUGAAAGAGUCAACGGUGGUGAUUAUGAGUUGAAGGUGAAGAACAAAUGGGGUACUGCUAGUUCCAGCGCAGUGCUUACUGUUGUCCUCAGCCCGGAAAUCGAAGGUCCUGAUUAUGUUAAAGUAGUUCCAGGUGAUGCAACUGAACUGGUUGCUAUUAUUCAAGCUAAUCCACCACCGAUUGUCACAUGGACAAAGAGUGAAAAUGUAAUUGAAGCCGCAGGCGAUAUUGAAAUCAUCGCUGAUGUUGCAAAUGAAAAGUACACGUUGAAGUUCAACAAGGUUCAAUUAUCAGAUGAAGGCUAUUAUAAAGUCUACGCUAAGAACGAGUACGGAGAAAGCAGCUCUGAAGGAAGAAUCAAAACUAUCAGUGAGUAUUACAUCCCGGAACCGUUGACUGAGAAACCACAGUUUAUCACUGGUUUAACCGACGGUCAAGUCGCGCACGGCGGUGAGAUUACUCUCAUGGUGCGUGCUGAUGGCCUCCCAAGACCUGAUAUUAAAUGGUAUGUCAAUGAUAAGGAAAUUACUGAAGCUCCUGGGUUGAUUUUUGCUACUACAUCAGAUAGACAACUCACCAGUAGUUUAAUUAUUACUGAUUAUCAAGAAAAAGAUGCUGGAAUUUACAAAGUCACUGCUACUAAUGUUGUUGGUGAUGUUGAAACAAGCGCCCGUGUUUCCAUGCUUCAAACCCCACCAACUUUCGGCAAAAGAUUAGAAAAGUCUCAAGAAGUCAACGAAGGUGAACCUUUAGCCCUCAAAGCCAAAAUUUGUGGAAGCCCUAAACCUACUGUGGCCUGGUACAAAGAUGGAGAACCAAUUGAUCCUAACAAUUCAAGAAUCAAAACUGAAUUAUUACCUGAUGGUACUGUCAAAUUAAAUAUUGAACAAUGCACACCAGAAGACAGUGGUGCUUAUAAACUGGUCGUCAAGAAUGCCAAUGGAGAAACAGCAGGUCUCUGCGCGGUUGUAGUUAAUGCUAAACCACAACGCCCCAUGUUUACGAAAUGCAUCAAAGAUACUAAAGUAAUGAUCGGUGAACCAUUGAAGUUGGUAGCUAAAGUGAGUGCAAAUCCACCACCAGAAAUCAAAUGGAUGAAAGAUGGCCUGCCAAUCAGAGCUUCUUCUAACAUAAGAAUGGAACACCAUCCAGAUGGAACGGUUGCAUUGAUUAUUGAUAACGUAAAACCAGAAAAUGCUGGUAAAUAUACACUGACUGUGUCGAAUAAAAUGGGUGAGAUUUCUGCGGAUGCUAAAGUAGAACUUGAGAAACGCCCAACUAAACCUGAAUUCAUCACUAAGAUUCAACCACUAACUGUUGUUGAAGGAUUCCCUGCUAAAUUUGAAGUUAAAGUUACUGGUAAUCCUCAACCACAAGUAGCAUGGUUGCGCAAUGGCGCCGAAGUAAUUUCGGAUGCUAAACACAUCAAAGUCACCGAUUUACCUGAUGGUGUAAGUGUUUUGCAUAUUGAAGCAUGCGAUUCGGUCCGUGAUGCAAUGGUCUACCAUGUUGUUGCUUCCAAUGAUGCUGGUGAGGCAAAAUGUCAAGCUGAAUUGACAGUUAACCCAGCAAGCAGAAAUGAUCGUCCUGAAGAACGUCCACAAUUCUUACACAGUUUGCGUGACGUUAUUACUGAUGAAGGUCAACCACUUGUCCUGGAAGCACCGUUUACUGGUAAUCCCAUUCCGACUGUUGAAUGGUCUAAAGAUGGAGUUCCUCUUAAACCAUCCGAAAGGAUUUUGUUAACUUGCGAUGGUCGUAAAGUUGGUUUGACUGUAGACAAAGCACUUCCAUCUGAUGCUGGUCAAUACAGUGUUACUAUUAUCAACCCAUUGGGUUCUGAAAGCUGCCAAGCUAAAGCCUCUGUUCAUAAAGUCUUCCAAGCACCUUCAUUCACUCAAAAGUUUGGAGAUAUUCAACAAGUACCUGGCAGAGAUGCUAAAUUCCCAGCGAGGGUAUCCGGUGUACCACAACCAGAUGUUAAAUGGACCAAAGAUGGCGUCGAAUUGCGAGAUAGCGAAAAGUAUAGGAUCAAACGUGAUGGUGAUGCUUGCUGUUUGUAUGUUAUGGAUUCUCAGCCUGAAGAUGUUGGUGUAUACACUGCCACUGCCUCCAACAAGGAAGGAUCAGCUACUUGCAUGGGCAAACUUGACAUUGUCAAAGAAAUCAAAGUGCAAAAGAAGGUUGAGCCCGCUAACUUCGUCAAGAAGAUUGGUGAUACCGAACUUUAUAAGGGCAUGACCGCUAAAUUCACUGCAUGUGUUGCUGGUAUUCCGGAACCAAAAGUAGAAUGGUAUAGAAAUGACCAUCGUUUGUAUCCCACUGAUAGAGUUAGAAUGCAAACUGACCCCAAUGGUCUUCUACGUCUUACAAUUGCGGGUGUAGAUCAAGAUGAUUUGGGUACAUAUAUCUGCAAAAUUUACAAUGACCAUGGAUCAGACAGUUGCGAAGCACAACUUCGAUUCGAUGAAGGAUUGGAAGAUCGUCCAAAACGCCUCACAGAUCAAUACACCGAUUACGAUAAAUAUAAGAAGACCGGGGCACCAAUGCCUCUAUCUGACCCACCAAUUAUUUCCCGCAUGACUGACCGUCAUUGCACCGUAUCUUGGAAACCUUCAAUUCCAACAGGUCCACGGGCCCCAGUUACCUACCAACUCGAAAUGUUGGAGUUGCCUAAUGGUGAUUGGUUUACUGUACGUUCGGGUAUCAGGAGUUGUUGUUGCGAUGUUCGUAAUCUGGAACCAUUCCGCGACUACAAAUUCCGAGUACGCGUUGAGAACAAAUAUGGAAUCAGUGACCCAUCACCGUAUGCACUGACGCACAGAGAGAAAUUAGAACCGGAUCCGCCCAAGUUCAUGCCGUACUUGCCUCCGGGUAUCGAUUUCCGCCCGGAAACAUCACCGUACUUCCCGAAGGACUUUGACAUCGAUCGUCCACCUCAUGAUAAUAUGGCACAGGCACCAAGAUUCUUGCGACAAGAAUAUGACGCUCAAUAUGGCGUAAAAGAUCAAAGCUGCAGCUUGUUUUGGUUUGUUUAUGGUUAUCCCAAACCGAAGAUGACUUAUUACUUUAAUGACAUCCUGGUUGAGUCUGGGGGUAGAUAUGAUAUGAGUUACACAAGAAAUGGACAAGCAACAUUGUUCAUCAAUAAAAUGUUAGAUCGAGAUGUUGGUUUUUACGAAGCUGUUGCAAUCAAUGAACAUGGCGAAGCCAGACAACGAGUACGUUUAGAGAUUGCUGAAGCUCCGUGCUUUAUUCGUAGACCUGACAUUGAAUAUGUCAUGGUGCGUAAUAAAGUACGAUUUGAUGCGCGUAUUACUGGAGUGCCAUAUCCGGAAAUCAAAUGGUACAAGGAUUGGAAACCACUAGCUAAUUCUUCUAGAAUUAAGAUUCAGUGGAUGGAACCAGACACAGCAAUUCUCAUCAUCAACGAUUCAAUCUUUAAAGAUGAAGGUUUAUACUCGGUCAGUGCUCGUAAUGUUGCAGGCAGUAUAUCCGCCAGUGCAAUGCUUCACGUAGAAGAGAAUGAUUUGGAAUACAACAUUAGAACAUAUCAAAACCCUAACCCCAUCAAACUUCGCAAGAAGCCAUAUUCAGAAUUAUACGAUAUUGGUGAUGAAUUAGGUAGAGGCACAUCAGGCAUCACCUACCAUGCGGUAGAAAGGUUAAAUGGCAGAAACUAUGCUGCCAAGAUCAUGCACGGUAGAGGUGACUUUAGACCAAUGAUGUACAACGAAUGGGAAAUGAUGAAUCAACUGCAUCACAGAAGACUAAUCUCAUUGCAUGAUGCUUAUGAACAUGAAGACAGUUUGACCUUGAUCAUUGAACUUGCCGCCGGUGGUGAAUUGGUCAAAGAUUAUUUGUUGAAAACAGACUACUACACCGAGUCUGAUAUUGCUGGAUUUAUCCGACAAACCCUUCAAGGAAUUCAAUAUAUGCAUGAGAGAGGCAUUGGCCACAUGGGUCUUAAUAUUGGUGAUUUGUUAUUAUCUCAUCCCAACAGUGACGAACUCAAAAUCGCAGACUUUGGUCUCUCCAGAAGAAUCCAAAUGGGUAAACUAUAUCCACUGAAAUAUGGUGUGCCAGAAUUCGUAAGUCCGGAAUGCGCAAACGGUGAAGGUACCGGUUUGGGCCAUGAUAUGUGGAGUAUUGGUAUUAUUACCUACAUAUUAUUGUCCGGACACUCUCCAUUCAGAGGUGUACAUGAUAUGGAAACUCUACAACGUAUCCAAGCCGGAAAAUGGCAAUUUGACGAAUCCUGGUGGAGUCAUCUCAGUUUGGAAGCACGCGAUUUCAUUACAAAGUUGCUUGUUUACCAAGCUGAAGGUCGUAUGGAUGUGCACACAGCAUUACGCCAUCCAUGGUUGGAAAGAGCCGACAAAGUCUGGCAAGAUGAAUAUAAGAUCAGCAGUAAAUACCUGCGCGAUUACUUCUUGUUGUAUAGAGAAUGGUAUGACAACGCAUCCUGUCAAAGGUGGUUCAGACGUAGACCUCUGGAAGGAGCGUUUACUCAUCCAUCCAGGAUGGUUUAUCCACCUGGUGAGAGGUAUACACCACCACCAGAAACACCAGCAGAGAAAUCGAAGAAGAGAACAUGGGAAGAUGCAGUUCCCAGUAGGUCACCUCUUAAUUAUGAAAUUGGUGUAUUCAAAUCAGAAAGCCAUUACCAAAAUGGUCCGGAUACAUAUUUAUUACAACUGCGUGACGUUGAUUUCCCUGUACGUCUACGUGAGUACAUGAAAGUGGCCGGAAGCCGUGGACCUUGCGUAGCCCACAUCGUAUCCAACGAAAAUGGUUUUGAUUGGGAGACACCAGUCAUCCGUGAACGUAGGCGUUUCACAGACAUCAUGGACGAAGAAAUCGAUGAUGAAAGAAAGACACGAAUCAACCGUUACGGAACCGGUGAAUCUAGUUACACCCUUAGACGUCUCAGACACGAAAUAGGUACACGUUUAGACACCUACAUUGAAGCCGAAGCAUUCUUGGAAAGCAAGAUUGAGGGACGUUUACCAUUCUUCCGCGAAAAGCCGCAGAUGUUAGCAAUGCAAGAGGGUAAAGAUCUGGAAUUGAUUUGCAUGGCUGUCGGUGACCCAGAACCAACUGUACAAUGGUUCAAAAACGAUGCUAUUCUCGCUGAAUCGCACCGAAUUAAAAUUACACUUGAUGCUAACGGCCGAUCGCAUUUGAAAUUCUGCCCAGCGCUCUCGUUCGAUCUGGGAAUGUACAAAAUCGUCGCGCGUAAUAAAAUCGGCCAGACAAUCGCACGCACACGAGUAGUUCUGGGUGAAGUAUCCGACGCUCCCGAUUCGCCCGAAGGUGCACAAGUGUCGGACGAUCAAGUAUUGCUCACUUGGAAGCAACCCAAACACGACGGCCAUGCGCCAGUCAUUUGUUACAGCAUACAAUAUAAACUCGCCGAUGAUAUGGAGUGGGUCGAGAAGGCAAACAAUGUAGAUCACGAAUUCUAUUUGGUCCAAGGAUUGGAAGCGGGCAAGAACUACAUUUUCAGACUAGCGGCGAAGAAUGCAAUGGGCUGGAGCGAGUAUGGUGUCGCCUCACCGGUCAUCAUGACCCUUCCGGUUGGAGCGCCGAAGAUUCAAUUGAGCAGAGCCAUGACGCACUUGCAACAAAUGACCGACGCUGGUGCCGAAGCACAGUUGGAUAGACGUAACUCAUUGGUGUACACAUUCGAAACUGACCCAACUGAUUGGAUUAAAUCCGAUCCACAAGACAAAUACAAUUUUAUUUCCGAGAUCUACCGCGGGCAAUUCGCCGCUGUAGUGAAGGCAUUAGAUAAAAAGAAUGACCGCGUUGUUGUCGCUAAAGUAAUCGACACGAACGCUCAAGGCGACGAUCACGUCGAGGGGGAAUUCGCGGCGUUAAGGUCGUUGAGACACGAAAGAAUUGCGAUUAUGUUGGAAGCGUACAAGUCACCCGAUCGAUCAUCCGUGUUUAUACUUGAAAAACUGCAGGGUGCUGAUGUACUUACCUAUUUAGCUACACGACACGAAUACACUGAACAAACUGUGGCGACGAUUGUAUCACAGGUGCUGGAUGGCUUACAAUACUUGCACUGGCGUGGUUUGUGUCACUUAGAUUUACAACCUGAUAACAUCGUCAUGUGCGGCGUGCGAUCGGUGGAGGUGAAACUGGUGGAUUUCGGGUGUGCACACAGAGUUACCAAGCUUGGCAACCAUGUUCCUAUUGUAGGCAGUCAUGACUACAUUGCUCCUGAAGUGUUAGCGGAAGAACCAGCAUUUCCACAAACAGACAUUUGGAGCGUUGGUGUGUUAAUCUAUGUUUUGUUGUCUGGUACAUUACCGUUCCGUGGCGCAACGCCCGAAGAAUCGCGCCAGAACAUCCUUUUCGUGCGCUACCGAUUCGAACAUCUCUAUAAGGAAGUAUCGCAGGAAGGCGUCCGUUUCGUGAUGUUAUUGUUCAAGCGACACGCAAACAAACGACCCACAGCGGAGGAAUGCCACGAAAACAGAUGGUUGCUGCCCACGGACUUCAUGAUCAAAAAGCGUGAGCGUGCUGUGUUCCUCGGCAACCGCCUCAAGGAGUACUCCGAGCAGUAUCAUGCGGAAAAAUGUAAGGAUGUUACAACGUCGGCGGGCAAAGUCGGACGCUCGAUGAGCAUACAAGAAGAGCUACAAACUGCUCCGUUUUAAUUUAGAGAUAUAUACGCAAAUAUUUGUUACUUAAUUUAAAUUAUGAUUGCCCAAUUUUUAAUAUCGAACCCUGUUUAGCUGAAUACAAUUAUUUUGAAUUUUGUGGAAACGAUGAAAAUGAUAACUGUAAAUAUGGCAAUAACAAUGGAACUUUGUUUUCGGCAAUUUUAAAUUAAACUAUUAAUAUAUUAAUUAAUUUUAGAAUAGAUUAUUAUACGCGGCAGUGAAUGCACAUGUUUUUGUUCUCUUAUUUCGAAUAAAAUAAUUAUUGAUGUUGGCCUUAAA
Molecule: messenger RNA, 13064 nt
Organism: Dalotia coriaria
Lineage: Eukaryota; Metazoa; Arthropoda; Insecta; Coleoptera; Staphylinidae
Product: obscurin-like
Exons: 29
Coding region: 318-12779 (4153 amino acids)
Biological process (GO): protein phosphorylation
Molecular function (GO): ATP binding; guanyl-nucleotide exchange factor activity; protein kinase activity
Source: RefSeq, a predicted model, not a curated record